UUUAUUUAUAUAUAAGCUUUUUGUUUUCCUUUCUUUCUUCACAAGGAACCCAAUUACGAAAUUUGAAAGCUUUAAAUUAAAUUCUGAGAACCCAUUUUUCAUUUUUCUUUUGUGAUUUGUGGUUGUUUUAAAGUUUUAAUCUUUUUCAUCCAUGUUCAAAAGGGUGUUUUUUUCUAUGUUCACUUCAUGGCUAUUGCAUGGAGAUUUUUCAAUGGCUGCAACUGAAAGUGAUAGUUACAAUAGUUCAAGAAAACUUGAUGAGACACCAACAUGGGCUGUUGCUUCUGUUUGCACUGUUUUCAUUUUGAUAUCCAUAGCUCUUGAGAAGAGUCUUCACAAAUUGGGAAUGUGGUUAGGAAGAAGGCAAAAGAAGGCUUUGCUUGAAGCUUUGGAAAAAAUCAAGGCUGAGUUGAUGAUUUUAGGAUUCAUUUCACUGUUAUUGACUUUUGGGCAGAAUUACAUUGUAAGAAUAUGUAUUCUUGAAGAAGUUGCAAACAAAAUGUUGCCAUGUCCACAUAAAUAUAGUAAUAUAAGUGAUGACAAGAAAUCAAGUAGAUUUUUAGCUGCUGAUACUCCCUCCUUUAAAUGCAGCAGGAAGGGGCAUGAACCUCUUUUAUCUAUCAAUGGAUUGCACCAGUUACACAUCUUCAUAUUCUUCCUAGCUGUCUUUCAUGUGCUUUAUAGUGCUAUCACAAUGCUUCUUGGGAGACUUAAGAUACGUGGAUGGAAGGAAUGGGAGGAAGAGACUUCAACUCAUGGUAAUCAAUUUGCCAAUGAUGCUGCAAAAUUUAGGCUCACACAUGAAACAUCAUUUGUAAGAGCUCAUACCAGUUUUUGGACAAGGAUUGCUAUCUCCUUCUAUAUUGGUUGUUUCUUUAGACAAUUUUAUAGGUCUGUUCGUAGGGUUGAUUACCAAACUUUGCGCAAUGGAUUUAUCAGUGUCCAUCUAGCUCCUGGAAGUAAAUUUAAUUUCCAAAAGUAUAUCAAAAGAUCAUUAGAAGAUGACUUCAAAGUAGUUGUGGGAGUAAGUCCUGUUCUCUGGGCAUCAGCGGUAGUUUUUCUGCUCCUAAACAUUGAUGGUUGGCGUACUCCGUUAUGGGCAUUCUUAAUUCCAAUUAUUAUAAUUUUGGCUGUUGGAACAAAACUUCAAGUAAUAUUAGCAAGGAUGGCUCUUGAAAUAACAGAAACACAUGCAAUUAUUCAAGGAAUGCCUCUUGUUCAAGGAUCAGACAAAUACUUUUGGUUAGAUCAACCUCAGUUAGUUCUUCAUCUUAUCCAUUUUGCUUUGUUUCAGAAUGCAUUCCAAAUAACAUAUAUAUUGUGGACAUGGUAUACUUUUGGGCUGGAAAAUUGUUUCCGUUUGGGCUACAAACUUGCCGUUAUAAAAGUUGCUUGCGGGGUUGUGAUGCUAUGUCUCUGCAGCUAUAUUACCCUUCCAUUAUAUGCUCUUGUGACUCAGAUGGGUUCAAGGAUGAAGAGGUCAAUAUUUGAUGAACAAACAUCAAAAGCAUUAAUGAAAUGGCACAUGACUGUGAAAAAGAAGCAUGUAGGAGAAGUAGUCAAACUUGGAAAGUCAACCAUUGAUGGUAGCAACAUUGGAUCAACAUUGCAAUCCCCUGGACCAGCACUACACCGUUUCAAAACUACUGGACAUUCAACUCGCUCUUCAACUUUUGAGGAUCAAGAUGAAUAUGAAUCUGAUAAUGAAUUGGAAAAAACUAAAUUGAUUCUAAGAGUUGAUCAACUAGCAGAAGAAGAUCAUAGGCAUCAUAGUGAGGGAGAAGCUAAUAAUGAAGAUGAGUUCACUUUUCUCAAGCAUACUACUAUUCAAAGUUGAGUUUAAUUAAUAAUUGGUGUAAAUAUAUAUAUGUUUUACACAAAA
Molecule: messenger RNA, 1882 nt
Organism: Cicer arietinum (chickpea)
Lineage: Eukaryota; Viridiplantae; Streptophyta; Magnoliopsida; Fabales; Fabaceae
Source: RefSeq, a predicted model, not a curated record